AUGGAAACACUUAGUAACAUUAAGCUGUCAGAAUUGCACAUGGCAGCUGAACAGGAGUCACAGAAACAGCCCAUCUCCAACCCGGGAAUUCAGCACCUUUUGCAACACCUAAAGAUGACAGGAGCUCACGUUAUUGGCACUAAUCAAUCACAUGCAUCAAUAAGAAGCAAGAUUUGGAGUCAAACAAUUAAACAUGGUCCACUGAGCCUGUGGGUGACAAUCAACCCAAGCAACCUUCAUGAUCCGAUCGCUCAGGUAUUUUGUGGAGAAGAGAUCGACCUGGAUGAAUUUGACCAAACAGUAGGACCGAAUGCGAGAGAACAAAUGGAGAACUUAGCAGCAGAUCCAUAUGCAGCUGCUCGAUUCUUUCAUUUCAUCAUUGCCACCAUGCUGGACGCAUUGAUUGGUGUUCAAAAAGGAGUUCAUACACUUUGCGUCAUGCACUAUGCAAGCAUCCUGGCAUUAUGGACACCUUGGCACUGCAAAGAAGAUUUGAAAGGAGGGGAUGAAGAAUGGAGUGAAGCAUACAAUCGUUUGGAGGAGGUAGAUUCGAAUGUCACAUAUGCAGUGUCCAACCUUCAGCAUAGAUAUGAGUGUAAGGAUGCAGCGGAUAAGGACAAUCCUACCGAGGUUGAUUUGAAUGGAAGAGGUUUUCCUGCAACCUCUGGCGAGACCGAGUUGGAUGCAUCCAGCGAUGGAGAGGAUGGGCAGCAGCAAGAGCAUACAGUGGGAGGAGGCUCAGAAGCUGACCUGGAGCAAUUCAUAGUGCAGAGCCAACAGACAGAAGAGGAGCUGCAUGGGCGGCAUGCAAUUGAAAUAGCGAAGUGUGCAUGA
Cantharellus anzutake is the source of this 834-nucleotide messenger RNA. RefSeq lists its product as uncharacterized. The record is from RefSeq and is a predicted model, not a curated record. Lineage: Eukaryota; Fungi; Basidiomycota; Agaricomycetes; Cantharellales; Hydnaceae. The transcript has a single exon. Bases 1 to 834 code for a protein of 277 amino acids.